Molecule: messenger RNA, 787 nt
Organism: Diachasmimorpha longicaudata
Lineage: Eukaryota; Metazoa; Arthropoda; Insecta; Hymenoptera; Braconidae
Exons: 2
Coding region: 40-783 (247 amino acids)
Source: RefSeq, a predicted model, not a curated record
UAACCCCCAUUCAGAGGAGCAGGCAUACCGUUAUCAGCCAUGGAAGCCACGAUGCAAGAAUCACCGACUGCAGAUUCCUUGUCCUGGGAUAUAUUCCAUUCUGUUGACUCCAUUUUAUCCUCCUCGGAAGCCUCGGAUGACGAUACCGAGGAAUUUUUCGAUGAUACUUGUGGCGACUUGGAGGGCACUCACGAGCCUGAAAAAUCAUCAAGUCAUGGAGAAACUGAAUACUUGGACUGCCCCAAGACUGAAAUAAGCCAUUCAGCCAAUCCUCAGAGAGAGGAAUCGCUGGCGAAACGUGUGGCCUCUCUGAAGGAGAGAAUAACGGAUUUACGCCGCUCUCUGACUGAGGAGCAGCGUCUGUGGAGGCAAGAACUUCAGGAAUAUGAGGACAUCCAUGAAAAAAUGAAGCUGAGUGCACUGGAGGCGGUAACUGCAGUUGCUCGAGCAGUUUCGCAAGCUUAUAUUGUUGAAUCGACAAAAAGUGAGACAUGGAAUAAUGGGAAUUUUUCGAGUAAUGGAGCUUCAGUAUCCAGUUGUAAAGAUGGUAAUUCUCGCUCAAGAUGUCGUAAUUUAUUCUAUAAAGAUUAUUAUGAGAGAUUGGAUCAGAUUGAAAAGCUUUGCCAUCAAGUGCUGCAGAAAAUUCGUGAUGAUACGGAAGUAUUGCAACCACUCAGGCAAAUAGCUUCGCAAUGGGGCAUUAAUGAUGACAAUAUGGGGAUCAGUGAUGAUGUCCAAGAAGUUGAUACUAACAAUUAUUCUCAAAGUGUCAACAUAUCAUAAGAAA